AUGGCCAAACAAGCAGAGGACACGAGCCUGGAUCCGACGGCCUCAUACGUCAGUAUCUCGUGCUUCGAUCUCCUCCUCAUCGAACUGGUCCCUCUCGCCGAGCGCAUGGCUCGUGACUACGAAGCCUCGCUCGAUCGCCCAAGCCUAGUCAAUCGAGUGUCUAGAACCACGAAUGCGGCAUCUACGACGGGAGGUGGGCUGCCCUUCAUGGCGGGCGAUGGACAGCCGGAGACUGCGCUUUUCAAAGAGACCGUACACUACAGACUGGAGAGCCUGGGCUUUCGCGUGGGAAUGGGUUUGAGCGAGCGCUUCUCGAGGGAUCGGCCGCGAUUCACGGAUCAACUCGACGUGAUCAAGUUUCUGUGCAAGGAUCUGUGGCUGGUCGUCUUCAAAAAGCAGAUCGAUAAUCUCAAGACAAAUCAUAGAGUCAGUCCGGGUAUCGGAAACUGA
Messenger RNA from Cyphellophora attinorum, 450 nucleotides. RefSeq names its product Trafficking protein particle complex subunit 6B. Gene Ontology annotation, biological process: regulation of GTPase activity; endoplasmic reticulum to Golgi vesicle-mediated transport. Lineage: Eukaryota; Fungi; Ascomycota; Eurotiomycetes; Chaetothyriales; Cyphellophoraceae. Bases 1 to 450 code for a protein of 149 amino acids. Gene Ontology annotation, cellular component: trans-Golgi network; cis-Golgi network; TRAPP complex. The transcript has a single exon. The record is from RefSeq and is a predicted model, not a curated record.